UUCCGACUGUGUUGAAGAAUAAAAGUGGUGAUAGCAAAUACUGACUUUCAGAUUCGUAGGAACUGUACAAACUACGUGUUUGUCUUAUAUGCUGUAUUUCUGUGUAAGGGUCAAGAGUUUUGGACAACACUGUGACUUCCAUCGUUGCAGUCCUUUUAAUUAUCAGGCGAGAUCGACAGAACAUUUUCUCAGUAGGUUGAUUGCGGUUUAAACUAUACACCGUGAACGCGUCUUGCGCUCUACGUGCCUGCAAUCUCCGCCUUGCUUGCAAGAGAGAGGCGGACCAGUUAGAAGUAGGAGCUGAAACACUUUUGCUUUUUAACUCUGCCAAAAGCGGUGGAAAACCAUAGUGAAGUGCAGACAUGCGGGUGGCAGUGAUUGGGGCAGGAGUGAUUGGCCUGUCAACAGCUCAGAGCAUCUAUGAGCACUAUCACUCUAUUGUCAGUCCGCUGACCAUCGAGGUGUAUGCAGACAAGUUCACUCCACUGACCACUAGUGAUGGAGCAGCAGGCUUCUGGCAGCCUUAUCUGUAUGAUAAGGGCAACGUUCAGGAGACAAAAUGGAAUAAAGAGACAUUUGACUACUUGCUCAGCUUUCUCAAGUCACCUGAGUCCAUAAAAAUGGGAAUAUUCCUUGAGUCUGGCUACAACCUUUGCAGUGAACCCGCACCAGAUCCCUCGUUUAAGGACAGCGUUCUUGGCUUCAGGCAGCUCACAGACCGAGAGCUGCAGAUUUUUCCUGGAUACAAGUUUGGGUGGUUCAACACUGCUCUCAUGAUAGAGGGUAAAACAUACUUACCUUGGCUUAUGGAGUGGUUGCGAAAAAGGGGAGUGAAAUUUUAUCACAGGAAAAUAAAGUCCUUCAAGGAGCUGGCUGAAACCGGAGCAGAUGUGAUCAUAAACUGCAGUGGGAUGUGGUCAGGCCAACUGCAGCCAGAUCCAGACCUGAAACCAGGCCGUGGCCAGAUAUUGAAGGUCGAUGCUCCCUGGCUGAAGCACUGGAUUAUUACCCACGAUUUCACCAAAGGAACAUACAAUUCACCAUAUAUCAUUCCAGGAAGUCGUCUUGUGACGCUUGGUGGCGUUUUCCAGAUGGGAAACUGGAGUGAACAGAAUAGCUCUGUCGACCAUAAAGAAAUCUGGGAAAAAGCUUGUCAGCUUGAGCCUAGUCUCAAGCAUGCCAGGAUAGUCGACGACUGGUCUGGCCUCAGGCCAGUUCGCAGCAAAGUCCGACUGGAGAGGGAAGCCAUAUGGUCUGGUGAAACCCCCAUAGAGGUGAUACACAACUAUGGCCACGGAGGUUUCGGACUCACCAUUCACCGAGGCUGUGCCGAGGAAGCGGCGAGGCUCUUUGGUCAGAUCGUGGAACAAAAAGGCAAAGGUCCAAAAGCUCGCUUGUGAAUUGGUGUGCAGAAGUAACGAUUGAUGCUCUUUUUUUUUCAAAUGUCAGCAUCAGUGCAUAUAUUGCUCCUAGCCUCCACUAAUUUAAUAUUAAACAUCAUUUUCAAACAGUCUCAUGCACCUGCAAAGUUAAGGACAAGGCCACCAUUGUUAAUUAAACAAUGGCACAUAUGUAAGACAAUCGUGCUGAAAUCUAUUUGAGAUUUGGAUAAUUUGAGAAGCACUUUUUAUGUAUAAAUUGUACAUAUUUUUGUGAAUUUUUUAGUGCACUAAAUGCAAGAUUUGCAAUGAAUUUAAAAUAUUUAACUAAUUAAUAAAAACACGACUUUUA
This is a messenger RNA of Maylandia zebra (zebra mbuna), 1731 nucleotides long. Its product is annotated as D-amino-acid oxidase. Gene Ontology annotation, biological process: D-alanine catabolic process; L-proline catabolic process; D-serine catabolic process. Gene Ontology annotation, molecular function: D-amino-acid oxidase activity; FAD binding. Gene Ontology annotation, cellular component: cytoplasm. The record is from RefSeq and is a predicted model, not a curated record. NCBI's taxonomy places the organism in Eukaryota, Metazoa, Chordata, Actinopteri, Cichliformes, Cichlidae.